Sceloporus undulatus (fence lizard) is the source of this 1395-nucleotide messenger RNA. It is a transcript of the gene RNASEK, whose product is annotated as ribonuclease K. Gene Ontology annotation, molecular function: RNA endonuclease activity. The transcript is spliced from 3 exons. Bases 81 to 377 code for a protein of 98 amino acids. The record is from RefSeq and is a predicted model, not a curated record. NCBI's taxonomy places the organism in Eukaryota, Metazoa, Chordata, Lepidosauria, Squamata, Phrynosomatidae.
ACGUGACUUGGCGCCGGAAGGGCUCAUUCUUCACGGGCGCCAGCAGGACGGAGGCACUUCUCCAGGCGGAGCGAGCGGAGAUGGUGUCCCUUCUGUGCUGCGGACCCAAGAUGGCGGCGUGCGGGAUCGUCCUCAGCGUCUGGGGGGUCAUCAUGCUGGUGCUGCUGGGGAUCUUCUUCAACGUCCACUCGGCCGUCCUCAUUGAGGACGUUCCCACCACGGAGGAGGACUUCAAGGACGGUCCGAACAAGAUCUACGCCCUUUAUGAGCAAGUCAGCUACAACUGCUUCAUCGCGGCCGGGCUCUACGUCCUCCUGGGGGGCUUCUCCUUCUGCCAGGUCCGGCUCAACAAGCGCAAGGAGUACAUGGUCCGCUAACUACAACCCCUCCUCCAUCCUCUGCUACUUGGGGGGGCACCUGUGGAUUUCUGCUUGUAUUUAUUCUUUUGGGUUCUGUCCCGUCCCCCCCCCCCAGUCACACCCUCCGACCUCAAAACUCAGCUUUGAUCAAGACGGGGGGGGGGGGGGGGGGGAAACGACACAAAUAUUUAAUUCUUCUUGUUCUGAGUGAGUGUUUGAGUGCAGGGAGGGCAAUUUUGCUGGUUGGCUGGGAUUCGGGAGCCCCUCAAAACAUCCUGACCCAUGCAUUGUGCCCCCCUCCCCAGGGCUCUGUAAGUGAGCAGAGAAACAGCCAGGCCCUCUUCUUCCUCCCUCCCCAAAUCCCCCCCCCCCCCACCACAGCCAAUCGCCUGACUCUGUUCUGCCAAUGUCAUCUCCUCCUUGUCCUUCCAAAAAGGCCCAGGGAGCGGCAUGUUUUCUGUUGCUGGUUUUGGUUGGUGGAACCCAGACUGCAAUGUUUUGUAAAUAGUGUCCUGUUGGCGCUGUUCCUGCUUCCGUUUGCCCUUCCCGGCAGCCCCACUCGCUGGCCCUUGGGAGCCGGUGGCCCAGGUGCGCCCACUCUCUCUGCGGAGGAGCUGCCUUGGGCUCACGGCAGUUAAAGGGCUGGUCGCUUCAGUUACCAUCCAUGUUAUGUGUUUUGUAUUGGCGUUUCCUGUGUGGACCCCAAUUCUUGCCAGCUGGGACGGAUGGAGUGCCGGGUAUUUGGGGGCAGGACCAGCCCCCCCCCCUCUUAGUUUGGGCCUCUCUUCAGGCUGCUGCUUGCACCUGUAGCCACUUGGGAGUCCCUUCUGGGGCAGAGGCGCCCCGUAAAUGAUCCUGUGGGUCCUGCUGCUGUGAAGCGAAACCUGGAUGGACCCUGUGGUGAUGGAGAGGGGUGGUCUGUGUGCUUGGUCUCUGCACCCGGGGGUCAGUUGUGGGGGGCGGGGGGGGGCGUCUGGGAAGGCAUUUGCUGUCUCUGCUCAUGUGUGCAAUAAUAAACUGCCUUUGACCCUCCUGA